Messenger RNA from Neodiprion fabricii, 4263 nucleotides. RefSeq names its product rhophilin-2 (gene Rhp). The coding region runs from base 696 to 2813 and encodes 705 amino acids. The record is from RefSeq and is a predicted model, not a curated record. Gene Ontology annotation, molecular function: protein binding. Gene Ontology annotation, biological process: signal transduction; negative regulation of stress fiber assembly. Lineage: Eukaryota; Metazoa; Arthropoda; Insecta; Hymenoptera; Diprionidae. The transcript is spliced from 12 exons.
CAUGUUCGCCGGCUGUGAUUCAUGUACGGUAUACCUAUACAUACACCUAUAGGAUGAUUUCACCUCGCGAAUGAGUCAUCGGUAAAGGCAAGCGUGGAGCACACCGGCCACACCGAAGAUUGCCGCAUUAUCAAAAGGGUUGAAUUUUGCCAUAAGCAUAAUGAUUUGCGAGCUGAUUUUGGUUGUGUAUGGAUUUUGAGGAUUUUUGACGUCCGCUUGAAAAGCUCGCGGUUUUUGCAUUAAUCGAUUACGCAACUUGAGGUCUGCUCGUAUUCGCUGAUAUAUAUCUACGCACGGCGAGGUUAAAUCAGGAUGAAGUCGGUUUCAAUGAUUAGUCACAUAAAACGUGGACUUGUGGUUAAACUUCACGGCGAAGUCCAUGGGGCAGAUACCACGCCAUGCCAGAGCGGAGUCUGGUUGGCGGUGUUGCAGCGAUCGCGUGCGUUCCGAUACUCCUAAUUAAAACAUACAUAAUCUCUAACCAAUGAUCUCCCCAAGGGUUCUCCUGUGUCUACAUUAAGUACCAUACCGAGUGAAUAAUAAAGGCCGACGUUAACGAGGUGCAAACUGAAAUUCCUCGCUACCGUUCGCUGUACACCUAUAAUAUAAACUUUGUUGUGGAACUGAUACAUGGACGUGGCUAUCGGAUCGUUUAUCGCGUACAAAUGAAGUUAAUAAUGUGGUCAUAGUCGGCCAUGUUGAAGUGGGUGCAUCACUCUCCGUUGCCGAAAAACCACGUGACUGUGGUCACGACAACGCAGCCCUCCACGAAGAAAGGUGACAAGGAGGUCAACGCCCAACAGAACGUAACGCAGAAGACAACACAUGACCAGAACCAGAGUGAUAUGUUGGACGUCUGCACCCGAAAACGAUUCGGGGGCUCCGACCCAAGAGUGGCUACCUGCCGGGGCAAGCUGCAGAACAGAAGAAGCAAACUCAACCAGGAAAUCAACAAGGAACUCCGGCUACGGGCAGGCGCUGAGAAUCUCUUCAAGGCCACGACGAACAGAAAACUGAAGGAGACGGUCGCCCUGGAGUUGAGUUUCGUGAAUUCGAAUCUGCAGCUGCUCAAGGAACAGCUGGCUGAAUUGAACAGUUCGGUGGAACUUUAUCAGAAUGCCGACAGCGAGGAACCUGUAAUGCCCAUGAUACCGUUGGGCCUGAAGGAGACCAAAGACAUUGACUUUCGAGAGCCGUUUAAAGAUUUUAUUUUAGAGCACUACAGUGAGGAUGGCAGCCAUUACGAAGAAGCGAUUGCAGACCUCAUGGAUACUAGACAGGCCAUGAGGACGCCGACUCGCGACACGCCAGGAAUAGCGCUGCUUCUCCGCUACUAUAACCAGCUUUACUUCAUCGAGAGAAGAUUUUUUCCACCGGAUCGAAGCUUGGGAAUAUAUUUCGAAUGGUUCGACUCUUUGACGGGAGUUCCUAGCUGUCAGCGAACAGUGGCGUUCGAAAAAGCUUCGGUUCUCUUCAACGCUGGUGCUCUUUAUACGCAGCUGGGUGCCAGACAGGACAGACGAACAGCUCGGGGACUCGAUCAGGCGGUCGACUCCUUCCUCCGAGCCGCUGGUACCUUUAGGUACAUCCACGAAAACUUUACCAACGCUCCGAGCAUGGAUUUGGGUCCAGAGAUGCUGGAGAUGCUCGUUCAGUUGAUGCUGGCUCAAGCGAGGGAAUGUCUUUUUGAAAAAUUGGAAUUGCAGUCAAGAGAUAGCAGGGAUAUCGAUAUAUCUUUGGACCUUGCUCAAGAGGCUGCGCAGGUAGCAGCGGUUUACGCAGAUGUUCAUUCCCUCAUUUCGCGUGAACCGGUACGCGACUACGUCCCCGAGUCAUGGGUAUCGUUGAUUCUUGUCAAACGUGAACACCACUUAGCGAUGGCUCACAAGCAUUGUGCCGUUGGGCUUCUGGAGCGACCAGUCUCCGAAAUGCGUGUAGAGACGAGGCUCGUCCUCGAGCACAUUCAGGAAAGUGAUGGUAAAACUCAGAUAGACACAACUGUGCCGAAGGACGAACAGGAACGCAAGCUUUUGAGUAGAGCACAUUUGAGAGAGGCUCAAAUACUUCACGAAGAGAGUCAAAGGCUGCAACGAAUGUGCCGCGAAUUGAAGGGCAAACAAGCGUUGGCGAGGGUUUUGAAGAGGGCGCAGGACGCCACCUUCGAAGAAUACAAUCGGGUUGGCGACGAGGAUGAUUUCCGGGAACUCCUCGAUCCUCCUCACAUUCUAGCAUCCACAAAGUUUCAGUUGAGUCUGACCCAUCCAGACUUCGGUCAGCACGGUGUGGACGAUUUAUUCAGAUCCCUUGGUCCUGUUGCAAUAUUUUCCGCAAAGAGACACUGGACGGCGCCAAGAUUGGUUCAGCUUCAGAGAGGUCCUGGGGGCGAAGGAUUCGGAUUCAGCGUUCGCGGUGACGCUCCAGUUAUCGUGGCUGCGGUCGAUCACAACUCCUUGGCCGACUUGGGUGGAAUGAAAGAAGGUGACUUCAUCGUUAGUAUCGGAGACAAGGACGUCAAAUGGGCUUCUCAUGAUCAAGUUGUGCGUCUGAUAAAGCAAUGCGGGGAUUCCAUCAGUUUGAAACUUGUCACUCCGAUGGAUAGAAAUUAUCUGAAAAAACCAGUGAAAUCGAACCGUCACGACAAAGGUAGCGUCUCCGCCAGCAGUUCGUCGGGUGUUUCUUCAGGACAACCGAGUCCUGCAGGAUCGGUAACGACUGCUCACGUCGCUAGGAGGCUCCCUUGGAAUCCUUUCAAAAAAUCUGGCAGUCAACGGGACAGCAGAGACCUCACAUUUGACAACGUCAUACUGAGAUGAUCUUACAUCACUCUACAAAAUUGUCUGACGAAUUUAGAGAAUCAGAUUUGCGAGACGCCACUCUGCAGAAGCUUCUAUUUAUACACUGCAAGUGAGUAGAUCUGAUCAUAUAAGGGUAUACCGAAUUCUUCGCCGUCAUUUAUUGCCCGCCCCUGCUUUGCUCUGCAAUUAUUGCAGCUUCGCUGAUGAAUAGCGUCGUAGACGAGUUUUUGCUCUCGUGAUAAGAUUAAUUGACAGACUUUUCUUGGCAAUCGUACGCUUUUAUUUUCUUAAAUAAUUUGUUUAUCUACAUACGAGUAAUAUGGUGAAAUUAGGAUUUCUUUUUUCUGUAUUUGAAAAAAAGGCAAAAUUAAUGAAAAAAACUUAUGUAAUUAAUCUUAAAAAAAAAAAAACAACUAAAUCGCGCAGACGGUGUGGGCCAAUUUUUUUUCAUACUAUUGAUCGGGAAAAUCACAAUCUUGUCGGAGGAAAGGAUUCAUUUAACUUUUUCUCAAUAUAUAUAAAUGGUUAUCGCGAUGAAUAACUAUUGUAUUACAGAUUUGUAUAAAAUCAUUAAUUGUAUGAUAAGAAUCGUAUGUCAUAAAGAUGCUUAUACCACAAGUAUCUUGAGAAGCUCAUCAUAGAAGUAAAAAAAUGUUUAAUAAUAAUUUAUACAUUACAAUGUAAAGCAAUUUGCAUAACAUAUAUGAACAGUGUAAUAUAGCGUUAGAGUAAUGUUUAUAUAUAUUUGCCAUACAAAUUUCAUGGGGUGAUAAGAAUCUCUAACUAUGGAAGGGACGUUGUAGUUAGUUAGACAUUGUUAUUAUAACGUGAGACUGCAUCCACACCUUUCUCGUCAAAUCGAGAUCAAAUGGCCAAGGUCGUUGAAUGCAUACAUAAAUAUAAUAACACCAAACUGGGAUCCUAAACCGAGAAAGAGUUGAGUAUAAUCUUUAUAAGUUCAAAUUUGUCUACUUCCUCAAAACUUAUUACAGGUUUUUCGCCAAAUCUACCGGACUUUGGAGUGAACGUUUUUGAAUAUUCCCUGCCACAAGUCGUACUUGGUAUUUGUCAUUAUCUGACCUAACUGUUUUGGUCACGUUUUUUCAUUGUUUCGAUAACCCGGAGAUUUCGAACCACUAAAUGCCCCUUCCAGACAUCAAAUAUUAUAAACAAUUAAGGAUUGUACAAUUUAAUUAAUCGUCUAGUACAGUUCGCAAUGUACAUACUUGAAUAUAUUAUAUCAUAAUUUGUAGUUAUAUACCGUCUACAUUAGGUGUUAUAUGUACCGAUUGUAUUUCAGGAAUCCGUUGCAGGUAACAGGAUGGUCUGAGGACUUUGUGGUUGUAAAAUUUUUAUGAUAAUUUUUCAGACUAUCCUGUACGGUAACAAGAUAAUAUAAAUAUCUUUCGUUGUAUACUGUUAUUGAUUAUUGAGCGAUAAAGAAUAUAUUAAAGGCAUAUCAAAUUCA